This is a messenger RNA of Moesziomyces antarcticus, 1734 nucleotides long. RefSeq lists its product as uncharacterized. The record is from RefSeq and is a predicted model, not a curated record. Gene Ontology annotation, biological process: regulation of DNA-templated transcription. Gene Ontology annotation, cellular component: nucleus. The transcript has 6 exons. Gene Ontology annotation, molecular function: RNA polymerase II cis-regulatory region sequence-specific DNA binding; DNA-binding transcription factor activity, RNA polymerase II-specific. The coding region runs from base 1 to 1734 and encodes 577 amino acids. Lineage: Eukaryota; Fungi; Basidiomycota; Ustilaginomycetes; Ustilaginales; Ustilaginaceae.
AUGCACAGAGCGGCUACUGUUGAUAGCUUUGCCGAUGACCCGAGUGAUCUGUACACGGGGAGGCUUUUCGUACCGGAUCAGUUGCGCUGCAUUGCGUUCAGCGGUCAGGGUCGCAAUGCAAAUGCUCUGGUGUGCAGUACUCUGAAGUCGUUUGCCUUCUACCAACUCCUUGUCCUUCUUUAUACGACCUACAGCGCAGCGAGCAUGGUUCGAUCGACGAGCAUCCUCCACUCUGCUUCGUCGCCGAUGGACAGGCAGAAUCGAAAAGGGAGCUGGACGCCGAGUGAAGACGCACUGCUCACCAAGAUGAUGCAAAGCUAUGACGGUGACCUGGCCGAGCAACAUGGUGCAAAGGCAGGUCACGUGAGCUGGGUGGGCAUCGCGCAGCACUUUGAGAACCGGAACGCCAAAGAAUGUCGCAAGCGAUGGAAAAGUAGCUUGUGCCCGGGCAUCUCCCGAGGGAGCUGGACAUCUGGGGAAGACGAGCUGCUGCGCCAAGCCAUGCAGAUUUACCCGGGGCAAUGGGCCAAGAUUGCUAGGAGCUUGGGCAGCAGAACGGGCGACCAGUGUUCGAGCCGGUGGCGCGUGCUCAGCGCGGGUGCUGAGUGGAAUGAGGAUAGGGAUCGGAUCCUUCUUGAUUAUGUCAAUAGAUAUGGAAAGCGAUGGGCGGAAGUGCGUCGACUGCGAUUGCCGAUGUUCACAAACGCCGAGUGCCGCAACCGGUACCAUCGGAUCAUUCGACGGCUGAGUGCAGAAAAGCGGCACGAGGCCGAGAUCGAGACGCUCAAGUUGGUAUGCAGUCGAGAGGCGGCCGAAUGUUCCUCUUCAUCGUCAUGGUCUUCGGCAGCGUCGACACUGUCCUCGUCAAGCGAUAAUGUUGCAGGACUUUCACCCACAAGCCGAAGGGCAAGCGUAGUCAGCAGCAUCAGUAGCAGCAGCAGCAACAGCAGCUUCAGUGGCGGAGCAGUCCCAUGGUACGCUGUCGAUCAAAGAGGGCAAGCGGAUGACAGAAGCAUGCCGGCCCAGGCGAAAGCGAUGGUGACCAACGAGAUGGCGUUCGAUCAGUUGAUGCAGCUCGCGGGAGCGCUUGUGUCUGCUUGGCAGCCCACCGACGACCCUCUACCGCAGCAGCAGCAGCAGCCAUUGUGCCAGGACGAGAGUACGUUGAGCGUGCAAGAUGACAGAAGCACGUUGAGCGUGCAAGAUGACAGAAGCACGUUGAUCCAUGCGAUCAGCAGCUUCGUCAACAGCGACAUACCGGUGGCUGGAGCCAGCAACAUGACCGUGUCCAGCCCGCUGACCACCAGCAUGUCGCGGACCGAUGGACAAGCAUGGAGGGACGUGCUCCAUCUUCCGGAGUACAGGACGAUGCCGACGGCUACAACUACGCCAACGAGACCCUUGGUCGGAUCAUCAGCAGCGCCGACACCAGCGCCGGGUAUGAUGCCCACGCGCAACAUCCAAACGUGCCGCGGGUGCGGGUUCGAGCCAUGCUUGUGCGAUUGGGCCAACAUGUGGCUAUCACAGGCAUCCUUGCAUCCGCUCGUUGAGCUAGACGGAUUCGACCAGCUCGACGACAAGGGCAGCACCAGCAGCAUUGGCAGCACCAGCAUCAGCGAUCGCACGGGUGGCGGCGCGGCCAACAGUCUAGGCUUCAACCAAUCGCUGGACGCUGUUCCAUCACCUUUGGCAGGCUCGAUCUCGGCGCCGCCACCACUCGGGUGGAGGAUGUAG